CAGAGAGGCCGAAACCUCCAGAUGCCUAGAAGGGCCGGAGGGUAAGGUUGAGAGUUAGUGGGGAGUCAGUGACGCAGUUCCUUCUCCGCUGUGUUCCAAGAUGUGGGCCGGGCGCUCUCGAUGAGGGUGAUCCAACACCCCAUUAGGAACUUCCUCACCAAACCCAAGGAAGGGAUCAGGCAAGAUUUGUGCUGGGCACAUCCUUUGGAGUGAGGCUGUGCUGGGCAGGUAUUCCCUCUUACUCCUCACUCCAUUGCAGCUAAUCAGUAACCAAGGACCAUCUGACUACUGCUCACAGAAACCUGUACAGGCAGGUGCUGCUGUUCUGGAGCCUGGAAGUCCAAGAUCAAGGUGACCACCUGAUUCAGUUUCUGAUGGUGGAACUGGGACUGAGGAGGUGUUGAUUCCAAAGUAUCACUCCUGAAAAAUCAGAAUCUCACACUUUCAAGAGAACUCCACAGAGGUGUUGCCAGGGAAGUCAAAAUUUAGAAAGCUCCUUCUGAAGAGAAAGAGAAGAUUCAACAGGCCACUGUGAUGCUUCAAGCAAGACAAAAUGAGAAAGACAAGAAGCUUCAGGCAUAAGACAGUUAAAGACAAUGAAACACUUACAGAAGUGAGUGAGCAAGAAUCUGAAAAAGAUGGUAGUCAGUGCUUAGAUCCUGCAACAAACAUGAGAAUUCAGGCUGAAAAGAAACAGUAUGUAUGUACUGAGUGUGGGAAAGCCUUUAGUCAGAGUGCAAAUCUUACAGUACAUGAAAGAAUCCACACAGGAGAGAAACCCUAUAAGUGUAAGGAGUGUGGAAAAGCCUUCAGUCAUAGCUCCAACCUUGUUGUUCAUCGAAGAAUCCACACUGGACUGAAGCCCUACACAUGCAGUGAAUGUGGGAAAUCUUUCAGUGGUAAGUCACACCUCAUUCGGCACCAGGGAAUCCAUAGUGGGGAGAAAACUUAUGAAUGUAAGGAGUGUGGGAAAGCCUUUAGUCGGAGUUCAGGUCUUAUUUCACAUCAUAGAGUUCACACUGGGGAAAAGCCCUACACUUGUAUCGAGUGUGGGAAAGCCUUUAGCCGUAGUUCAAACCUUACUCAACAUCAAAGAAUGCACAAAGGAAAAAAAGUUUACAAAUGUAAGGAGUGUGGGAAAACAUGUGUUUCUAAUACAAAGAUUAUGGACCAUCAGAGAAUUCACACAGGGGAGAAGCCUUACGAGUGUGAUGAGUGUGGAAAAGCUUUCAUUUUAAGGAAGACCCUUAGUGAACAUCAGAGACUUCACCGUAGAGAGAAACCUUACAAAUGUAAUGAAUGUGGGAAAGCUUUUACUUCUAACCGAAACCUUGUUGAUCAUCAGAGAGUUCACACUGGAGAGAAACCCUAUAAAUGUAACGAAUGUGGAAAAACCUUCAGGCAGACUUCUCAAGUUAUUCUACAUUUGAGAACCCACACUAAGGAGAAACCCUAUAAAUGUAGUGAGUGUGGGAAAGCCUAUCGUUAUAGCUCACAGCUUCUUCAACACCAGAGAAAACAUAAUGAGGAGAAAGAAACAUCAUAAAUAACAUAUAUUGUUAGUAGGCCUAAUUGCUACUUUUUGGAAAAACAAUUUUUCAUUAUUCUCAACCUUAAUUCAAUUUCUAAGACUCCAUACAGGGAAAGUAACCAGAAGCAAACAAAGAUGAACAGAGGGAUAUUCAUGCUAGCAUCAUAUAUAACUGAAGGAAGAGAACUAGAUUUUCAGUAGUAUAAGGUUUAAAUAAAUGAUAGUCUAUCUAACAUGAUGGUUUUGCAGCCAUUAUAAACAUUCUUAAAGAAUAUUUAAUGUCAUGGGGAAAAUUAUUUGUAUAAAAUGGAAGAUAAAAAACAAAUUUGAUCCAAAUUUUUAAAAAAUAUUCACCUAUAGGAGAAAAAUGGGAAUGAAAUAACACCAAACCAAAACGUUGACAGUGAUUAUCAUUGGGUGAUAGGAUUAUAGGUGAUUUCUAUUUUCUUUAUACUUUUCUAAGCUUCUUAGAUUUUCUACAAGAAUGUAGUACUUUUAUAUUCAGGAAAGAAGUACAAUAUUUUUUAAAUGCAGUGAGUACAUGCUCAUUUUCACUCAGCAGUGUUAUGAAAGGCAUAUAGAACAUGGACCCUAAACUCAUGGGAUUCCACCCUAAUACUGGCACUUGGUAGCAGUGGAAGCAUGAGCAAGUCACUUCCUUUUAGAGCCUGUUUCCUGUUUAUUAAAUAAUAAACACCAGUCGUUGGUCUUUUGCAGUUUUAAAAUAAGCUGACUUUUUUUAACUCUUAGGUUAAAAGAACAACAAAAAUUUACUGCAUUCUUCUAUCCCACAGUUGUAGAAGGCAGGUAAUAGAGACUUCAUCUUUCCAAUAUAUAUCUACAAAACCAGAAAAAACCCCUUACAAAAUUGAAACAAUUGCAGCUGCAUAACCUGUAAAGAUGUGGUCAGCAUAAUCUAAAAUGAGGGGAAGACUCUGCCUUCUCAUGUACAGUUUAAUAGCUUAAAGUGCGAACUUUGGGAUCAGAGAUAUGUGUUCUGAUCCCAGAUCUGCCACACAUUAGCUUGUCAGUUUUGGACAAGUCACUUAACUAUGCUGAGCCUUAGACUUAUCUGUAAAAAGGGAAUAAUGACCUACCUAACAGGGUUGUGAGGAUUUAAUGAGAUAAUGCAUGGAUUGUGUGACAAAGCUGGCCCAUAGUAAAUGAAAAUAGCUCAAGUAUGGGACAUUGGAGCAGUGUUUCUAAACUCUCAGAGUGAUUCAGGAAGUUUAACCUGAGGUAGCAUUUAGGACAUUUUCAGGUGUAAUGAACACAAUAUCACGUGCUAGUAGCUAAAACCUUAAGAACAUUGAUUGUUUAUUUAUGGGGAAGUCUAGAGGUAUGCAGUUCCAAAUUUGGUUUGGCAACUGAGCAAUUCAUAAAACUUAAGUCUUAACUCCAUAAUUUUCAGCAUAUAGGCUUUCAUUUUUUGCAGCCUCUCGGUUGUAAGAUGUUGGCCAUAACUGGAAGCUCUUAACUGGAAGCUCUUCUCACACAACUCUUUCAGAAUCAGGAAGUGAGGAAAGGAGCUGAGGCUUUCUGAUCUGUUUGCUUUCUCCCUUUUAUCAUUGAGGAAACCUUUCUCGGGAGAAGGGAAGGAUGCUGUGCAGUCAGUACUGCAGGUGCUCACUUGCUUCCUCUGCCUUUCUUUAUGUCCAGCCCUUUGAGAAGGCCUUAACCCAUUUUCAACCAGUGUUUUAAACUUCUAAGUCCUUAGCUCAAAAUACAUCUGGGAACACUUAGAAUCUGCCCACUCUUUUUUUUUUUUUUUUAAGAUUUUAUUUUUUUUUUAUUUGACAGAGAGAGAGAGAGAGCCAGAGAAGGAACACAAGCAAGGGGAGCGGGAGAGGGAAAAGCAGGCUUCCCGCAGAGCAGGGAGCCUGAUUCAGGGCUAGAUUCCAGGACCCUGGGAUUAUGACCAGAGCCAAAGGCAGAUGCCCAACGACUGAGCCACCCAGGCGCCCCAGAAUCUGCCCAUUCUUAAACGCAGUCACCUCUCUUUCUUCAUAUACAGUGAAUCCCUAAGCCUAAUGUCAUUUGUCUUAUGCACGUAGUGAUUAUUGUUAUCCCAUUCAAUUCUUACAACAUUUGUACAAGAAAAUUGAGUCUCAGUGAGAUUAGGUGACUGACUAGUUAGUGAUUGGAGCCAGGAUGUGAACUCAGAUUCGAGUUUUAGGUCCAUGCUUUCUUCAUAUACCAAAGUGCCUCUGCCCACCAUGGCAGUUCUAUAUGUGAGUGGGAGACCAGUUGGGACUCUCUUGAGUAGACACCUCUAUGAAAGGCAGUUAUAUCUGGAUAAUUAUUUGAUCAUGGUUUCAUAAGGAAGAUGCCUGUCUUCUCUGAGUUCGAUUUACAGCUUAUCUCUGCACCUUGUAAUUUAGUUUUAAGGAUUAUAUAUUUCUUCCUUGCUGUUACUGGAGACAAAGAAACAGAAGGUUGUGAAGGGUAUAGUUGUGUGAAAAGGGAUUGUUUGCUUUUGUCCUAUUUCGACAGGAUAGUGGCUUACAUUCAAUUUUGGGAUGUAAUAGUCCCUCUUUGCAUGGUUAUUCAAAAACCUUUGCAAGGUUUGGAGGUUAGUCCCUCUUUGUAUAGUUAUUCCAAACAAGGUUUGCUGCAUUCAGGGAUAGGACUAUUGGGUAGACACUUCCCCAAGAGUCUGGGUGGAUACAAGGGUAGGGUAAUCCACAUGUGGCAGUGGGUUACACUACUGCAGUAAGGGUCCUUCCGUCAUUUUUCCCUUGUCACGUGUCCUUUUAAAAUUAAGGGAGGUGUUUGUAAUUAGUAUCCCAUGCCUUUUGUCAUGCCAGCCAUCCUUACCUGCUGAUUACCUAUGUGGAGGCUCCCCAUGACUAGUGUCUACUGGUGGCCAAAACUAAGAAAAUAGGCAGUUGGCUUCUUGUAUGCCUGUCAGAGGUUAUUUUUUGAACAUUUAUUAUUACCAAGCAGAUUUGUUGAUACUUCCUAUGUUACUAAGCAGGUAUUCUCUGACAUUUUCCUAUCAUUGUCUCAUAGUGUCUGAGAUUUCUUCUUUCAAAUAGGCUUUCUUUUUCAUCUUAAAAGAUUUUUGUGAUCUUCAAGAGUAAAUACCUUCUGGAAGGAUACUGUGUCAUCUCAAACCCAGCAAUCUGAAUACAGAUCUUCACGUAUCUUGCCCCAGGCAAGGUAAGAUAAUAGACCCUCGCCCAUUUUCUAGGCUGAUACUUGUCUUGAGCUGCAAGAGUAAAUGCUGAUAAGUGGUCCACAUGCCCUUUCAGAUAAAUAUUCUGCAGCAUAAUUUAAACUGAUUAUCCACCUUCCUCCAGGGACUUUUCAAGACUACCAGCUGUUAACUUCAGUCAGAGUUUAAUUAUGUAUGCAAUUCUUACCAUACUUUCAUCAAACUUAAGUCUUAACUCCAUAAUUUUCAGCAUAUUGGCUUUUCAAGAUGCACUCUGGAUUCAGGGUCUCCUUAUGUUUUUUCCAGCUUCCUGUGCUAAUGGAAACCUGGUUGUUCCUUAAUAGCAGUGCUUCCUCUGCAGCCCCUCAAUUGUUAGUUUGUCUCCCUCAACCCAUUUACCUCUCUUUAUUGCCAUUUUUUCUGUAUUCUCCAUCAAAAACCCAGCUCUUUUGAAAUACACAUUGCUAGACUACUGUGUAUUACCCAUCCCUGUUUUUGUUAUCUACUGGCUUCCUGUGUACUCACUUAUUCAUUUAUGUUUUUAGUACCCUGAAUAUUCUGGAGGAAUAUGAAGAGGCGAUAUUUUUAGCCAUAGAUAUCCUGGUUAUGUAGAAUUGCUCUUGUGUGGAAUAGAAAUAUAUAUGUCUCCUUUUAGUUGAGAUAGUGUGAAAUAAAAUCUCAUUUUAUAUAGCCUUGAUUAAAGGGAAAUAUGAAAGACAAUGAAUUCUGCAUAGAGAGAAGAGUGUCUCCCUAGGUUUAGAGAUAUUUUUUAUUGAUGGUGUAUACUGUAUUAAUUCUUACUUGGAACUGAGAAGAAAAUCAAAACCAGAAAGGAUUUUAAAUAGCUGAAUAAUUCUGUUGCAUUUAAAUCCCAUUAAGACUAAAUUUCAUUUCAGUUCUGUAUCCUCAGUGACAGACUUUUUUUUUAAAUUUUGCCAUUAAAUAUAAAUUCCAUUUAAUAUAAAUAAAUAAAAUAGUAUGCUUGUAUUGUUAGAUUGUUUUCAGAAACUAGACUGUUUUUAAUCACCUCUGAUGUUAUAAAACUGUUUUUGCAGGACAUAGUUAUAAUUCCUCCAAUAAAUCUGUUAUUAUUGUUAUAAAUAUCA
Molecule: messenger RNA, 5794 nt
Organism: Mirounga angustirostris (Northern elephant seal)
Lineage: Eukaryota; Metazoa; Chordata; Mammalia; Carnivora; Phocidae
Gene: ZNF660
Product: zinc finger protein 660
Exons: 5
Coding region: 554-1546 (330 amino acids)
Source: RefSeq, a predicted model, not a curated record